AUGUUUGACAAGAAUGGAUACGCUGAGGAAGCUAAGAGACAUAACCUUGCAAUGGAGAACCUAACAGCUGAAAGAGAGAAGUACCUUGAGGAAGUUACUGAUAGAAGAAAUAGAAUUGCCCAACUAAAGUCAGAACUAGCUGAGGCAAAUAAGGAUAUUAAUUCAACGAAUAAGUCGCUGGAACUCGUUAGAAGAAUCAAUGAGUUAACACAUAAGCCCAUGCCAAGAAUGGCACAAUUAAGUAAUCACUACAAACCUAGCUCUGAAAUGGAAGAAUAUAUGACAAUCUUUGGUUUAAUUACAGGUGGGGUGGUUGGAGGGGCAGCUUAUUUAAUGCUAUAAAAAAUGCCACAAAAAUUUUCACAUAUAUAGUAUAGGGAAAUGGAAUGGUUACAGAUGGCAACACCUGAGGAGAUAGCACAUGUAGGUAAAGGGUAAAUACACUGGACGAGUUAGAGGCUGCUGUGAGGAAGCACGCAGAGAGUAGAAUAAAGAUAAAACACACGUAUGAUCCAAUAUGUAGUGAAUGUGGAAGUAAGUCUAUUGUAAUGAUAGAUGGAGCAGAUACAUGCACACAGUGUGGUACAAGUGAUAUGAAUAACUUCACAUACUACGUUAGUUACAACCACAACAAGGAUGACUACCUGAAAAAGAAGUCUUGUCAUAAUAGAGUCCGUUGGUUUGAGAGACACUUGUUCGAACAUGUUGCUUCUAGGGAUAGGGAUAUAAUAAGGGAGCAGUUUAGAAGCAUCGUAAGAUGUAUACAAAGACUUAGACUGCAAAGGGGGCGCAAUAUAGUUAGAUACAAGUUUUACCUGCUGAGGAUAGCCAGCAUGAAUGGUAUCACCUUAAGAAACCCUCCUGAGGAUAUUAAGACUCAAAGGAUAGUGGACAUCCUUGAGGACAGAUUGUAUGGGAAAGUUUUUGUUGAGCUUGGAUGGAAACCUGAGAAGUGUAAAUAUUAUGAUAACUGGAAAAGUAAAAACACUUAA
This is a messenger RNA of Paramuricea clavata, 992 nucleotides long. The record is from the annotation of a GenBank genome assembly. Lineage: Eukaryota; Metazoa; Cnidaria; Anthozoa; Malacalcyonacea; Plexauridae.